CAUUAAUAUCAGAUUUACUUAAUUUUCCUCCCAGGCUCUUGCGAGAUUUCAAUAAGGGUCUAUGGACAAAGAUUAUGUAGGUGAGGAAAAGAUGGUGAAGGAGAUGUCAUCACAGGAAGAGGACUUGAUACACCGGCUUCAUCGUCUUGUAGGAGAUCGGUGGGAAAUAAUAGCAGGAAGGCUUCAAAAUAGAAGAGCGGAAGAAGUGGAAGAAUACUGGAGCAUAAUGGAGGAGAAGAGAAGAAAGGAAGUGGAAAUCAUCAAACCAAUCGCAUUUAGAAUCAGUUCAUCCUUCAAAUUCACCAUGAAUUCUGUUGAUCAGGAAACUGAUCAUUAAAAUUCAACUCAAUCAAGCUCAUGUUGUUGUGAUAAAUUUAGAAAAAAAUAAAAUAAAAAAAUAAAAAAGAACUCUCAUCAUGAGCUUAUAUAUGAUCAUGCAGUGUGAAGUGUGUAUUGUAGUAGAAUGUUUUUCUGUAUUUCUCUUGCUUUCAUUUGAUAAAAUAUAAGAUGAUAAGUGUUGUGGAAGAAGAAUAUUGUGGCAGAAUUUGCAUGAAGAAAAGUCUCAAUGAUUUUGUGUUCAUGUAUGUAGGCUUAGCU
Molecule: messenger RNA, 597 nt
Organism: Dioscorea cayenensis subsp. rotundata (Guinea yam)
Lineage: Eukaryota; Viridiplantae; Streptophyta; Magnoliopsida; Dioscoreales; Dioscoreaceae
Product: MYB-like transcription factor ETC1
Exons: 3
Coding region: 62-337 (91 amino acids)
Biological process (GO): cell differentiation
Cellular component (GO): nucleus
Molecular function (GO): transcription cis-regulatory region binding
Source: RefSeq, a predicted model, not a curated record